Messenger RNA from Dermacentor andersoni, 1167 nucleotides. NCBI's taxonomy places the organism in Eukaryota, Metazoa, Arthropoda, Arachnida, Ixodida, Ixodidae. The record is from RefSeq and is a predicted model, not a curated record.
UUUAACCAUUGCAUCUCUGCUUGCUUAAGGAGGUAUGAGCCAUUCCUGAUGACGAUAUCUUAUGCGUGACUGAUAUUUUGCGUCACUGGAAUAGGCGCGGCUUUUUACGGGUAUGCGCCAUUGCAACAAGCCACUUAAGGCAUUUUCCUUAAGACGAACGGAAUGGCUUCACGAAGAUUCUUUUCUUCACGAAGAGUUCGCUAGGUAAGGCUGGCUUAGUGACAUAAUGCUCCCUCCUAGCACAUUCAACUUACUCCGUGGCUCGCAUUGUCACGUGGCGCUUCCUUCUGAGCGCGGCGCGGAUCUCCACUCGAUGAAAUCGAGCCCCCUUUGCAAAGACGGGGGCAUCCUUUUCCCUAGAACUCGAACACUUGAAUGUUCCCGCAAAAACAUUUAAUGACACAGACAUCUUUGUAGUUAAAUGUCUAGAAACAUUUGACUUUCAAGAACAUCAACGUACUUUUACGUGGUGCAUCUCGUUCAUCUUUUUUUUCCUUUUCAGCUACUACAAAGUACCAUCUCUUAGCACGUGACACCACCGCGAGGCAGAGAAGAAGAAGAUCGCGACCAGCUGCGGUGCCUGCGCUUGUCCUCAGCUCCUAAAGAUUAAAAAAAAAAAAGCUAGGGGAAAGAAGGCCGGCGAGACACCCGAUGUUCGUGGACAAGUUACAACUGUGGUCGAAGCACAUCUUCCUCAGCGCUCCUCUCGUUCUGCUGCCCGUCGUGGUCGUUUUGGGCAACAAGCCGGCUCAGUGCGCCUACGUCAUGGCCUGGAUGGCGUUCUACUGGAUAACAGAGCUGCUUCCGCUUCCGGUGACGUCACUGAUGCCUGUGGUUCUGUUUCCUCUCCUGGACAUUCUCCCGGCCGAAGAGACAACUUACUUCUAUUUCAACGACUUGUGCAGCGUGAUAUUCGGCUCCCUUCUGGUCAUGCUCGGCGUGAAGGAAACGGGCUUGGCCAAGCGCAUCGCUCUGCGCAUACUCUACUUCGUUGGAACGCGCAGCUCCAGGCUCCUGUUCGUGUUCAUGGUGGCGUGCGCCUCGCUGUCCAUGUGGUUGCCCAACACGGCCGUCACGACCCUCGUGGCUCCCGUGGCGAUGGCGAUCAUCGACCAGAUGAAAGUCACCACUAAGAUCAGGAGGAGGUCGAGUUGCCGGACGAGGUGA